AUGAAUUCAGAAGCAAAAAGAUGGUUUUAUCCUGCUCAAGUGUUUGCUCAAUUUACUUCGAGUGGCGAGAAACCAGCGAAAUUUACUGACAAGCAAGAAAGCAGCCGGGAAAACAUGACAAAUACUGCCAAAGACAAGAGCAUUGCAUCUGAUAUUAUUCAAAUUUUUGAGACAGGCGAGAUGACAAUUGCUCCAGAUUAUGCUCAAGUUACCGUAGUUUGUACCAACGUUAAGGUAGUGUAUAAAUUUUACCGAAAUUAAAAAAGCAACCCCAAGACCCCACCUAUUUGCUUUUUGCAUAAAAUUGAAUUUCCAAGUUCUCCUAUUUUUCUGUUAGUUGCAUCCCUACCAGUGGCAUAGCCAGCUCGAUAAGUUGGGGGGACAAAUAUAUGAAUAUGUCCCCCCCCCACUUAUCGAGCUGGCUACGCCACUGAUCGCUACUUGAGGCCAUGCCUGGUAAUCAAGCCUACAUCCCUACCAAUCCGAAGUUUCCUAAUUAUAAAUUGUGAGGGCGAUUUUACAGGAUACCGUGGAAGACGUCAAGACAAGUGUCAACAAACGAGUGGAGUAUAUUUUGCAGACAUUGAGAUCACAUAACAUUGGGAAGAACUGCUACAUAGUGGAUAGAUCUUUAAUGAAAAAAGAAUCAAAGUAUGAGCUAAGAGUGGAAAUAUCUGUUCAGUUUACAGAUUUUACAAAAUGUCAAGAAGUUAGUAAUUUUUUGGUUGAGAAACUUGAUGUAAGUGUAGAAAUCUCAAGACCAUGUUUUCAUUAUAUGCCUGGGAGACUAGAGAGUUUAAGGUUAGUUUGCAAUGCAAUGAACAUUAUAAUUCUAGUGUGAAAGAUGUUAGGUUAAAGACUGGAAGAAACUGACCCUUUCCCAUAACUUUUAGGAGACAGUCAUGUGUACUAGCAGUGCAAAAUGCCAGAGUCAAGGCUCUUGAAAUAGCAAACUCUUUGAAUCAAAGUCUUGGACAAGCAAGACAUAUUCAUGAACAAUCAACUGAAGAAUACACAGGAAGAGAACAUGAAGGAAGAAACACUGAAAGAACGGAAACAUUUCAAGAACUUAUGAAGUCAGCUACAGUUACUGUGGUUACUAAAGUUUUUGUCGCUUUUGAGUUGAAAGUGAAAACAAAGAAAAGGACAAAAUAG
Paramuricea clavata is the source of this 1155-nucleotide messenger RNA. The record is from the annotation of a GenBank genome assembly. Lineage: Eukaryota; Metazoa; Cnidaria; Anthozoa; Malacalcyonacea; Plexauridae.